Molecule: messenger RNA, 3353 nt
Organism: Hypanus sabinus (Atlantic stingray)
Lineage: Eukaryota; Metazoa; Chordata; Chondrichthyes; Myliobatiformes; Dasyatidae
Gene: taf1c
Product: TATA-box binding protein associated factor, RNA polymerase I subunit C
Exons: 14
Coding region: 28-2994 (988 amino acids)
Biological process (GO): transcription by RNA polymerase I
Cellular component (GO): fibrillar center
Molecular function (GO): RNA polymerase I core promoter sequence-specific DNA binding
Source: RefSeq, a predicted model, not a curated record
GGCGGUCGGCGGGCCUGUGUUGCUCACAUGGCCAGCGCUUUCCCCUAUUCCCUUUUCCCCAGUUUCUACAGCCCGGGCCCCAUCGCUGCGCAGAGGCAAGAGCUUGGAUCCUGCGGAAAAUAUGAACAUGUACAGCCGUUCGUGGUGGAGACUGGCGACCAGCAGGUAUCAGAAUUGAAAUGGUCAGCCUUAAGAUGUUUGAAACGAGAGAACUGGGAACCAUUGGAACCAGUUCCAAUUCCACUACUUCCAGCCAAAACAGGGUGCAAAUUCCGUCCAGUAAGCCUAGAAGAGCUGACUUACACUGGGAGGAUAAUAACAGGUGAAAAAACAGAAGCAAUGACAAUGGGUCCACUUAAUUUCACAGAGCAGAUGGCUAACUUCUUCCUUGAUCAUUCUAAUGAUGCCUUCAGCUCAAUGGGCAAGCUGCUGGAAGAGCACUUUUACUUUGGAGAAUCUGUUCUCAGGGGAAAUGCAAGGAAGACGGCAGUAAAUGUAAACCAUUUGAGAGUAUUCACAGAGCGUGUAAAAAAGAGAGGAUGCCCUCUUUCUAGUGCGAGCAAACAUGCGAGACUUUUGAAUCUGUUGCUGCGGGAGUCUAUUUUUGACAUUCCACCAGACUUACUGGCAGAAAAUAUUCAUGAAGAAAUGAAGAUUCAAAGGAACAAACUUCUGUUUGAUCACUCUGCCACUGGAGGAGCUCUGGUAUAUUGCCCCUUUUCCAAAGGGGCCAAUUCUGAAGAUGGAUGUUUGAUCUAUCCGGGCAGCAACUCCAUGAACUUGCUGAAUUUCCAUAAAGUUGCACUGAGUUAUGAUCAAGAUAAAAUGCCAAAAUUGAACGUGAAAUUUAAGCCAGUGAAAUUUGAACUGAAGGGCAGAAUUCACCAAAUCAAUGCUAGUGCUUUGGAGGAAGAAGUUUUUGUAGGGGUUCGCUCUGACUACCAUUGUGGAGCAUGGAAGCUCUCCAAUGAAAUAAAUCCAGCUGCCUUACAAGUGGUUCAGACAGAAAAAGUGGCUACAUGCAUUAAUGUCAGCCCUCAUGUGCCUGGAGAGCUGGUAAUUGCCAGUGAGUGUGGAGCUGCCUAUCUUUGGGUCCUGGACAAAGGCCUUCAGAAAAUAAGAAAGGAAACAGAGAACCUCUACUUCAAUGCUCAGUUACCAUGGAGGUGGUGUGACUUCACAGCUCACCCACGGGUGUAUAUGUAUGCUGAUAGAACUGGACUGGACUUAACUGAUGUGAGGGCAGGUGAAAGCUAUAACCAAACCCUGUUUAAGAUAGGAGCUGCUGCUGACUGCCAAAAAGGUGAACGUGUGAUUCUUCCCAAACACCUACGGGAUGUAAAUCCAUACCAUCACCUAAUUACAACACAGUAUUCUGUUUACAUUGUUGAUGAACGAUUCUCUACUGUACCUGUUCUAAAAUGGGACCACACCUUGGACUCACCACCAAUGUUUGUACAAAUUGCCAAUGGGGCAGUAAGGAACAGAACAAACAAGAUUGUUUUGGGAACUCAACGGACUCAGGAGGUGUUACUUCUGCAGUAUUCAGGUGGGACACAGAUGCCUUGCCAAUCAUUUGGGCCUCCACAGAAACUCUCCACUAUUUAUGAUAUAAUGCAACACCUGCCAGUCAGGAGACCUCACUUACAUGAAAUGGUUGCUGAGAGACUGCACUCUGCUGGGGCAGGACUUGCGACACUUUACCACACUCGUGGCAAAAAGACACUGUCAGUGUUUCAGCUAUCUGCAGCAGGAGACCUAUUUUACCAGACACUCAUCCCUCAGAACUUGUCUGCUAAUGGGAAAAGGACUUUGAAAGAGUCAGGAACGAUAGCUGAAAGUGAACAUGAACCAAACAGCGCUACUGUGGGUGAAAGGGUACAGUCAGUAAACUGUGGUACAGAACCAAGUCAUGAUGAAGCACAAGAUUUAAUACCAGGUGGAAGUGAAAGGCAGGAAGAAGCCUCUUCACUGAGGGCAGUAGACAAACCGAGAUUCCAGUCAUCGAUCAAGCAGAGUACUAAAACACCUUUAACACCCAGUUCUGCUACUCUUGUCAUGUGUAGAAGGUGGAUGAACUCAUUCUUAAAAAAGCAACAGAAAUUUCGAAAUGGUUGUGAAGAGCCACAGAAGCAUUCUGUCAUCAGUACAAAGCGCCUGUUCUCACAUAAAACAUUUUUGAACGAUAAUGAAUUAAAUGACACAUACAAAGAAAUGUGGAAUAAAAUGAAAGUGGUUAUGCAAAGAAAGCAAGUGCUUUGCCAAAAUACUUUUCCAAUACUUGAUCCUGUGAGUGUUCCAGAUGUUGUGGAUCCCUCAGUGUGGAGGGAUGAAUUGAGUGAAAGACUUACAGCAUCAUGGGAGGGUAAGUGGAAUGACUGGUGGGCAGAAAAAUUAGAUGUAAACCGGGACAAAAAGGUCCGAGCUUUGCGAGCAAGAAGACGACUGGAAAAGUUAUCUCGAGCAGGACGACGCAGAGAACUGUCAGGGAGCUUCACAUCCUCAGUGUCUAAUUUGUCAGACUUCAGUGAUUUUUCAGGUUGGAGUAGGUCUUCUGUGCUGGAUUCAGAACAAAGUGACUAUUUAUCUGGUGCAGAGAGUAAUGUUCUGUCUAAAAAAUCUCUAGAAGUAUCAAAUCAGAUAGUUAAUGAAAAUUUUGGACAAGAAGUGGAUCUUCAAUCCAGUGUGUCUGUAGUAGAACAAAAUCAACCACCAACACCCACAUUUCCACAAGAAAGGCAACUGGUCAGUAUUCCUAAGGAAAGAAAGAGAAUUCUUCAAAAUUACUUAGCUGCACUAGAAGAUCUUCCACCCCAAUCUGCUCAAGGAGAUGAUGGAAUAGAUGGGUCAUUACCGUUAGCUAUCUCUACACAAUUGUCACAUGUUGGUUCUUUACAAAUGGCAUCCACUAGUGAAAUGUCCUUCCUUCCAAUGCUUCGAAGUCAGCCUGGAUCAUCUCAGCCAAAAAGGAAAAGAGCCAGAAUGGGAUUUUAGAAACAUUGUGAUAUGUUGAAGUCUGCAACGCAUUUGAAACAAAUAUUUAUUUAAAUCAAUCAUUUAUUUUGUGAAACAAUUCUUGUGGGAUUUUUAGAAAUUUCCACCAUAAUGCUGCUGAUGUUUUAUCUUCAUACUGGUUACUUUACACUCAAAGAACAUUUAUGACUUAAAAAAAAGAUAAAGUUGAUUCAACAAUUUUUGUCUUGCAGACAAUUGUGUUUCCUUCUGGGCCAAAAUUAUAACUAAAUUGUGAUUUGAAUGUUUUUAUAAAAUAUGAAAUAUGUAUGCAAGUGCAAACUUUUUCUCUCCCUGCAUUUUUAAAAAGAACUUAUUUGCAAUAAAACUAUUUAAUAAUU